UCAGGCUGAGUGCACAGACAGAGUCAGACUGUUUCACAACUCCCUGUAGACCCGGCACACACAGCUUGGACCACGGCAGAAACAGACGAGCCGCCGGCACAGAGGGCGAUGGCACCUGGGCAGACGGAUGCCGUGGCCCCAGAGAGAGAAGGAUCAGCGGGAGAAUGGACAGUGGCUCUCUAUCCACAGCAGCCUUCCGUUACAUCACCGGCCCAGAAGGGCAUCCCAGGCCAAGGUUCUGUUAGUGAGGAGGAUGCCAGUUCAGCUCCAAACCCAGAGGAUGCUGAGGACAAUGAGGAGUUCCUGGAGCAGCUCAUGUCUCUGACAUCCCGCGGCUUACCCCAGCUGGAGAUUGAAGAGAAAUACGACAUCACCAAGGAGUUGGGCAGUGGUUCCUAUGGACACGUCCUGCUUGUCCAGCACCACGAGAGAGGGACUUCAAUGGCACUGAAGCUGAUGUCCAAGGAAAAGACAGGGAGACGAGAGUUCCUGCGGGAAUAUUGCAUUGCCCUCUGCCUUUCCUCACACCGUGGCCUUCUCCGAACAAGCGGCAUUGCUUUUGAGACAUCUACGCAUUAUGCUUUUGCACAGGAGUUGGCGCCAGCUGGAGAUCUCUGUGCCAUCCUGAGCUCAGAGCAGGGCAUUCCAGAGGUGCAGCUGAAGAGGUGUGCCGCCCAGUUGGCUGAGGCACUAGAUUUCAUGCAUGGCAAGGCCAUGGUGCAUCGGGACAUAAAGCUGGACAACGUGAUGCUCUUUGACAGCGAGUGCCGGCUGGUGAAGCUGGGUGACUUUGGCCUCACAAGAGUGGAGGGCAGCCCAGUAGCUGCCAUGUCUGGCACCCUGCCCUACUCUCCGCCUGAGUUGUGCCUUCUGGAGGGCAACGAUACUCUGUCUCUAGACUCCAGCCUGGAUGUCUGGGCCUUUGGGGUGCUGCUGUUCUGCCUCAGCACAGGUUGCUUCCCUUGGGACGUGGCGAUGAGUCCCGACCCUCAGUUUGAGGAAUUUAGUAUCUGGCAGAACCGUACAGUACCAGGGGAGGCUCCUGGCCUGUGGAAAGGCUUCACCGCUAAUAUCCUGGGCAUGUUCUGCCGUUUGAUGACCAUUGACCCCGAUCGUCGCAGUCCUGCUAUCGAAGUGCACAAGUACUUACACUUGCCCUGGCGGGUGGACAGCUCUGGAGCAACACAGAGUCCACCGGGUGAUUGUCUCAAGGGGACAGAUUCUGGUGCAUGCCUCAGGGGCCCCACAGGGGACAAUGCUGACUUGGUCAGUGGCACCCAAGAGAAAUGCCCUGGACUGAUCACCACUGAAAAAACCCAUGCCAUACAAAUGGAUCCUGAUCUUGGAAACAAGCCCAGUCUACAGGAAGGCUCCAGAUUAGCACAGGCGGGACUCCAGCCCUGAAUAGGUUGUAAGGAGUGAUGACCAGAAUUUUCCCUGACAGGCCACAACGAGCUGAAAAGUUUGAGUCAGGAAGAAAGACCUUAGCAGUAGUCUGACCAACCGAGAGGGUAGGUUUUAGAAGUAUCAAGCAACGUAGUGUCACCCCUUCCCUCUAGCUGCUGAAAAGGACAGAGUAGAACUGAGUAGACCUUCUCCCUAAAUGACAGGGUUGGUGCACAGUUGGGCAGCAGUGAUAUCCAGUAACCCAACAUGAAAUCCUACAGAACAGAUAUGUUUUGUGUAUCUAGCAGGGCUGGCGUAACCUGUAGGCAAUAAU
This is a messenger RNA of Gekko japonicus, 1720 nucleotides long. RefSeq lists its product as uncharacterized. The record is from RefSeq and is a predicted model, not a curated record. The transcript is spliced from 4 exons. Lineage: Eukaryota; Metazoa; Chordata; Lepidosauria; Squamata; Gekkonidae. The coding region runs from base 109 to 1404 and encodes 431 amino acids. Gene Ontology annotation, biological process: peptidyl-serine phosphorylation; peptidyl-threonine phosphorylation. Gene Ontology annotation, molecular function: protein serine/threonine kinase activity; ATP binding.